Geodia barretti is the source of this 1545-nucleotide messenger RNA. The record is from the annotation of a GenBank genome assembly. NCBI's taxonomy places the organism in Eukaryota, Metazoa, Porifera, Demospongiae, Tetractinellida, Geodiidae.
AUGCCGAAUACCGCUUGCAUCCUCUCAAUCGACCAAGGGACAACGGGAACUACCGCUCUCCUCGCUGAUGUGCAGGGGAACAUUAUCGCACAAGGAUACCAAGAAUUCACACAAUACUAUCCCCAUCCCGGUUGGGUAGAACACGAUCCGGAGGAAAUCUGGAACGCUACUUUACAAGCAAUAGACGUACUUUUUGCAAAAGAAAAUGCCCUAAACAUUGUUGCUAUCGGGAUUGCAAACCAACGCGAAACCACACUUGUUUGGGAUAGAAAAACAGGAAAGCCGAUUUACCCUGCAAUCGUGUGGCAGUGCCGUCGCACUGCAGAUAAAUGCGCUCUCCUUGAAAAACAGGGAAUUGCCGAAGAGAUAAAGGCGAAAACGGGUCUCGUAAUCGAUGCCUACUUUUCCGGAACAAAGGUUGCAUGGAUACUGGAUCACGUUAGCGGUGCUCGGGAACGUGCAGAACGCGGUGAACUCGCAUUCGGAACCGUAGAUACGUGGCUCCUUUGGAAAUUAACAGAUGGUGCAGUCCAUAAAACCGAUUACACAAAUGCCUCGCGUACCCUGCUCUUUAAUAUCAACACACUGUCAUGGGACGAAACCCUUUUGGAAAUCUUGAACGUUCCCAAAGCGAUUUUACCUGAAGUUUGUCCUUCUGCAAGCAACUUCGGCACAGCGAGUUUCUACAGGAAUUUUUGGCUUAAAACCUUCGGUAAAAAUAUAUCUCUGGACGGCAUUCCAAUCACCGGAAUGGCAGGUGACCAGCAAGCCGCGCUCCUCGGCCAAUUGUGCACCAAACCCGGUAUGGCGAAAAACACCUACGGGACUGGUUGUUUUCUCAUGCUAAAUACAGGUGCCGAAAAAGUAUCAACAAAAACCGGACUGCUAACAACACUCGCUUGUAGUUUAGACGAAAAUCCUGUUUACGCAUUGGAGGGAAGUGUAUUUGUCGCAGGUGCUGCCGUCCAAUGGCUCCGAGACGGUAUCGCAAUUAUUAAGAGUGCAUCGGAAACGGAGGAAAUUGCUUCCCGUAUACCAGAUUCAGGAGAAGUGUUUGUUGUUCCUGCCUUUACCGGACUUGGCGCGCCAUAUGGGAUCCCGAUGCCCGCGGUGCUAUCCUCGCUUAACCGCGAGGGAGCACGCGCGAACAGAUCGUCCGUGCCCACUUUAGAGUCAAUUGCGUAUCAAUCCGCGGAUAUUGUCAGUGCGAUGUUAACCGACACCGAGAUGACACUUGACGGGUUACGUGUUGACGGUGGUGCAGCCGCUAAUAACUUCCUCAUGCAAUUCCAAGCAGAUAUCUUAGGAAUAAAUGUAGAACGUCCAGCACAAAUAGAAUCAACGGGCUUGGGUGCUACGUACCUUGCGGGUAUCACAGCUGGUGUGUGGAACGACAUCGAAGAACUUGAGGCAAAUAGAACCGAGCAAGCAAGACUUGAAGGCUCCGCUCUUAAAACUCGCGUCUUCUCACCACAAAUAGACGCAAAGCAACGCAACGAAAAACUCGCGCAGUGGAAAAAGGCAGUGCAACGAGUUAUGAGUUAA